AUGGCUGCUAAGUUUUCUUGUGUUGAUAUGGAUUUUUUUUGUCCGAUCUGCUGUGGCAUCUUCAAAAAUCCUGUUCUGCUGUCAUGCAGCCACAGCUUCUGUAAAGACUGUGUGGAGAGGUGGUGGCUGGGUGAUUCGAGUCACUCAUGUCCUGUGUGCAGAGCACCUUCAGCAGGUGACCCUCCCCGUAACUUGGCAUUAAAGAAUCUAUGUGAAUCCUUCUCACUAGAACUUUCCCUGGAAGAAAAGGCCACUGAAGCGCUGUGCAGUCUGCACUCAGAGAAACUGAAGUUCUUCUGUCUGAACCAUAAAGAGGCCCUGUGCGUUGUCUGUCGUGAUUCAAAAGCUCACGCCAACCAUCGAUUCCGACCCAUCGAUGAGGCUGCAGACGACUACAGGGAGGAGCUGAGGAAAUACCUGAACCCUGUGCAGGACAAAGUGGCGCACUUAAAGAGAGUAAAGGUGGACUGGGAUAGAACGGCAGAUCAUAUCAGAGCUCAGGCUGAAAGUACAGAGAGACAAAUCAGAGAGGAGUUUAAGAAACUUCAUACAUUCUUAGAUGAGGAAGAGAAGGCCAGGAUUGCUGCUCUGAAGAGGGAGGAGGCGCAGAAGAGUGCAACGAUAAAGACAAAGAUUUCUGAUUUGCGCUUAGAGAUAGCAACUCUUUCAUUAACCGCUCAAACCACAGAGGCAGAGCUCAAAUGUGGAAGUGCCACAAUCCUGCGGAACUACAAGCCUUUAGCAGAAAGAACGAAAGAACACCUGAUGAAAGAUCCAGAACUGGACUCAGGAGCUCUGAUAGAUGUGGCCAAACACCUGGGCAACCUGACCUUUGACAUCUGGAACAAGAUGAAGGAGAUGGUGACAUACUCUCCAGUGAUUCUGGAUCCAAACACUGUAGGAUCAAACAUCAUUGUGUCUAAUGAUCUGACCAGUCUGAGAAACAAAGGGGAAGAGAGUGAAUUUCUGCAGAACCCAGAGGGAUCUGAGGUGUACUCAGCAGUCAUCGCAUCUGAAGGCUUCAACUCAGGGACUCACAGCUGGGACGUUGAGGUUAGAAGUGAUGCAAACUGGGCUGUGGGUGUGAUGGGAGAGUCUGUGUCGAGAACAGGAGAGAUUCUGAAGGGCUACUGGAAUAUAUGGUUUAGUGAUGGUAAAUACAGAGCAUAUGCUCCACCAAAUGUAGAUAAAGUCCUUUCUGUAAAGAGGCCGCUGCAGAGAAUCAGAGUGAAGCUGAACUGGAACAAAGGGAAACUGAGUUUCACUGAUCUGGAGACCAACACAAACAUUUAUACCUUCUUUCAGACUUUCUCUCAGCGACUAUAUCCUCUUUUUAACACAUUAAGUACAGAGCCACUGAGAGUAUUACAACAGAAAAUCACAGUGCAGUUAGAGCCGUAG
Cheilinus undulatus (humphead wrasse) is the source of this 1401-nucleotide messenger RNA. Its product is annotated as E3 ubiquitin-protein ligase TRIM39-like. Gene Ontology annotation, molecular function: zinc ion binding; ubiquitin-protein transferase activity; protein binding. Lineage: Eukaryota; Metazoa; Chordata; Actinopteri; Labriformes; Labridae. The transcript has a single exon. Gene Ontology annotation, biological process: protein ubiquitination. The record is from RefSeq and is a predicted model, not a curated record. Bases 1 to 1401 code for a protein of 466 amino acids.